GCCGCACAGGGAUUUUCUCCCCACUUCUCGCGGGCACAGGGAGAUCGCGCGAGACUUCCACCUAGUCCUCUCGCACUUUCGCGAGAGCGUCCGUUGGAGCGGGCGGAUCAGUUCUCGCGAGAGGUGAAGCGACAGGCCUUUGUUAACAUCCGGAGCCACCGGCGAUGAACGGUGCCGAGGCGGAUUCCGGCAGCUACAAGCAGCGCUACCUGGCCCUGAAGCGGUGCCUGAGGCUGCUGAUCUACGAGCAGGAGUGUUUCCAGGAGGAGCUUCGCAAGGGCCAGAGGAAGCUGCUGAAGGUGUCGCGGGAUAAAAGCUUCCUUCUGGAUCGGCUGCUGCAGCAUGAACACAUGGACAAGGAAUCGUCAGACUCAGAGGCCACAGUCUCCUCGGAGAACAGUGACGGGGAGGGGCCACAGCCACUGAAGAGGAAGCGGAGCCCCCAGCUUGGCGAAGCCUCGUCCCCAUCGUCCUCUGGCCUCUCUCUCCGGGCGAACUCGGGCUUUCCCCUGCAGGGCUUGGGGGCGCCCUCCCCCUACCUAAGCUUGCUGGCCUCCCCCUGCUCCAGCCCAUUCCCCUCUGAGUACCUGGUGCCAGAGCCCUUUGCUCCCCGCCCCGAACGUGCCCGCCCCAAGCGAUGGGCCACCCGCAAGCUAAAGAUGUCCCUGACACCGGCCACCCAUCCUGACUGCUCAGUGGUGGGGGGUUUCCCUUUCUCCUUGCCUCAGGGGGGCCCCUUGACCCCCCUCUCCUCCAAGCUCCCACAACCUACCAUCCUCAGCACUGUGCCCCAGCAAGAGGCCCCCCCAGUUUAAUUCACAUCCAUUCCAGUUGCAUUAACAGGCUCCAGACAUGCAAAUUAACCAAAUAAACAGGAUUUUGGUAUAAAAAAAA
Messenger RNA from Dermochelys coriacea (leatherback sea turtle), 894 nucleotides. Its product is annotated as INO80 complex subunit E-like. The transcript has 2 exons. Bases 165 to 815 code for a protein of 216 amino acids. Lineage: Eukaryota; Metazoa; Chordata; Testudines; Dermochelyidae. Gene Ontology annotation, cellular component: nucleus; Ino80 complex. Gene Ontology annotation, biological process: chromatin remodeling. The record is from RefSeq and is a predicted model, not a curated record.